Molecule: messenger RNA, 2142 nt
Organism: Anthostomella pinea
Lineage: Eukaryota; Fungi; Ascomycota; Sordariomycetes; Xylariales; Xylariaceae
Source: the annotation of a GenBank genome assembly
AUGAGGAACGAAUUCAAAAUCCGGCCGCAGACCCAAGAUGCUGCGGCAGGUAGUAACAAAAACCCGAACCACAAGAACGCUGCGAAGGUCUUCAUACAUCCCUCGACCUUUGCUCAAGCUGGGUUCACUGCCGGUCACAUAUGCGUUCUCGAGGCUGAUGGAGGUAUUCGGCGAGAUGCAGUGGCCUGGCCCCUGCCAGAUAAGAACGUCGCCAACAACAUAGCGUCGAUAAGUCGUGUUCUCAAGGAUACGGGUGGUUUAGAGUACAAUCAGAUGGUGCGACUAUUCCCGGGAGAGGCAGUGCCAGAGGCCCAGGUCGUCGUUAUGAGGGAAACAACGGGCCCUGGUGCUACACCUCUCAUGGCCUCCGAACAAACUCGUUGGGAGCAUCAUCUCGCACAUAAGCUUGAGGUUGCCGAGUACAUCUUGCCAGGGAUCUAUUUUGACGACAUCGUUCUGGAGGGAGUGAGACGCUCUUAUAUUGUGGAAUCCGUCAACGGAGGGACCAAAGGCGUGGCAAAGUACACCCAUGGGUGCACAACUAUCGACUUCUUCGAUAAUGAGGCGAAAGAAGUCGGUGGCAAGCUCAGACUGGGCCAUAUCCCGGCUUUACAACCCCAAAUGGAUCAGCUGAACAACUUUCUCGAUGACUACGACGUCGACUUUGACGGAUACACUAGACCGCUGUUUUCCUGUGGUAUAGUCAUCUAUGGAAGCCACGGCACCGGAAAGACCAUGCUUCUGGACCGUAUUGCUGCUACGAAUUGGGGCAGAGUCGUCCGAAUUGGCCGCAAAGAGAAGCCCGCAACAAUACAAAUCCAUUUUAAGACCGCCCUUGAACAGCGGACACCGACUAUAGUCUUGAUUGACGACAUCACAGAACUAAUUGGGAAGGACAUCGCAAAUCGGACCAGUUUCAUUGACGCUAUAGGAGAUGGUCUGGACGCUUUAGCUAGCAGAGCCCGGGAACAGAAUAGACGGCCUAAUGUGUUCGUGGUUGCGACCUGCUUGGACUAUCUGACCGACAUCCCAUACAAUCUCCAGCGUGAAGGUCGAUUCAAGACGCAUAUUGGCCUUCCCAUUCCCGAUGCGCAGGGACGGAAAGAGAUUAUUCGCUCCUUUGCACCCACGUUCCCCCCUGACUCCUUCGAACAAUGGAUAUCGGACCUCGGUGAUCGGACGCACGCCUAUACAGGAGCAGAUCUAGGUGAUGUGCUCUGCAGCGCUACGCAAGCGUGGAAGAGAAGGGUGCCUCGUCGUUCGAAAGAGGAGCCUCUGCUAUGGGAGGACGUACGAAAGGGCCUCCAGGAAGUCCGCCCUUCUGCCAUGCAUGACAUUGAUCUCAAGCCACCCACUAUACGCUGGAGCGAUAUUGGUGGAUACGAGGAUGUCAAGGCAGCUCUCCAGGAAGUUCUCCAGCCUCGCAGGGACGCGCAGGAGAAUCUGUCCGACCUAACGAAGGGUAUACUCCUCUACGGCCCCCCAGGUUGCUCCAAGACUAUGACAGCACAGGCUAUGGCCACGGAAUCCGGGUUCAAUUUCUUCGCCGUCAAGGGAGGCGAGAUGUUGAACAUGUACGUCGGCGAAACAGAACGCUCGAUACGCAACCUCUUCAAGAGAGCACGCGAGGCCAGCCCCAGCAUCAUAUUCUUCGACGAGAUCGACUCUAUAGCAGGAUCACGGUCUGGCUCCGGGGGUGCUACAAGCGGCGGAGGCGUCCAGGCCCUGACGACACUACUCAACGAAAUGGACGGGUUCGAGCAGAUAGGGGACGUGUUUGUCCUCGCAGCCACCAACAAGCCAGACACGCUGGAUCCGGCCCUGAUACGACCCGGCAGAUUCGACGAGCUCAUAUACGUGCCGCUGCCCGACCACAAGGCACGGGAGGCUAUAAUAGCAAACAAGGCGAAGAAACUGGCUUUCACGGGGGAUAUCGACGUCACGGAGCUGGCUAGACAGACGGAGGGCUAUUCAGGGGCCGAAGUUGCGAGUAUAUGCGGCAAGGCAUUCAGGGGCAUCAGACACGACGUGCGUGGUUCUGAAAUGGAUAUACUGCAGGCUGCCAUAAGGAGGACCCCGAAACGCGUGUCUAGGGACCUUUUGGACCACUUUAGGGACUGGCAUGAGAAAUUCGCUCAAUAG